Messenger RNA from Gadus macrocephalus (Pacific cod), 2440 nucleotides. Its product is annotated as zinc finger protein 862-like. NCBI's taxonomy places the organism in Eukaryota, Metazoa, Chordata, Actinopteri, Gadiformes, Gadidae. The record is from RefSeq and is a predicted model, not a curated record. The transcript has 6 exons. Bases 461 to 1477 code for a protein of 338 amino acids.
GAAAGACCGCUGACAAAGUCGCACACGCCUCCUACCUCUCAUUCAUGCUUGACGGUUCCACUGACAAAUCCACCAAGGAGUGCGAGAUUAUAUAUGCCCGUAUCGUUGAAGAUGGAAAACCGUGCAAUAUUCUUAUUGGCCAUAUUGAGGUUGAACACGCCCAUGCAGAAGGUAAGGAGUGUGUCUCAUUUCUGUUUCAUAUAGCUAAAUGAUAAUAACUAUAUGGAAAAAUGCUCUACAGGUUAAUUAUAAAUUCCUUUAGAAUAAAAUUAUUUAAUGCCAUCAUGCCCAGGUAUCUUAUAAAACACACAAUAACGUGUGUGUGUGUGUGUAGAGGGAGAGAGAGAGAAUAUAAAUAUUCCAUGUUAUGUGCUUAAUUUAAGGCGUUUAUGCUGCAGCCAAGAAAGCCUUUGCUAGCCUUGGUCCAAAAUGUGAGAACUGGACGGAAAAAUUUUUAGCCAUGGGUGCAGAUGGUGCAGCUGUCAAUCUGGGACACAGAGGUGGAGUGAUAGCCCUCCUUCAAGCAGAGAUUGGGUCCUUCAUUGUCCCAUUCCACUGCAUGCCACACAGAUUGGAGCUAGGGAUGUUGAGUGUGCAAAGAGAGGUCUCCAUGAUUGGGCAGGUGUAUGACCUGUUGCACCUCAUCUGGAAAACAUACCACCUAAGCCCCAAAUCAAUGAGGGAACUCAAAGCACUUGGAGCUGAAAUCGGAGUCACAGUGAAUGCACCGAGUGGAGUGAACGGGACCAGGUGGCUGCCCCAUGUGUCCCGGAGUUUGAGGACCUUCCUAAAACCAGGGAAGGAUGGUAAUUCCUCUGGCCAGUUUACAGCUGUGUAUGUGCACAUGGAGCAUCUGGCAGGUGCCUCGGCCAGUGCAGAGAUAGCUGGCAGAGCAAAGAAGGUCAAAGUCAGCAUGGAGGAUGGGACAUUUGUGGCAUUUUGCCACUUCCUGUCAGACCUUUUCUCUUCCAUCAGCAACUUCAGCCUGCAGCUUCAGAAAAACGAUGUAAUCCUACCUCAGGCUGUUAGUGGCAUCGAAUCUCUCCUGGCUACCAUAGAAGCUAUGGCAGCUAGCCCCAAACCUGAUGGUAAGCUGUCUGAGUUCCUUGCAGCCAUGAAGAAGCAGCGCCAACAGAGAGGAGGAGAACCUGGGGCUGGAACGUUCAAGUAUCAGGAAGUCACGCUUUCUAAAGGUGAAGCUGCAGAGCUGGCAGAAGGUCAACCAAUCAGCCAGUGUGCUCCCAGACUGCAAAGAGCCAUUGUGCUGACCUGUGAGUCCACAGUGAAACACCUGAAGAAUAGAUUUAGCAGCCUACUUGAAGAGAACACAAAGGAUACACCAACAGCCAAGGCAGUGAAGUGUUUCAAUGUUUUCAGCCAUGACUCUUGGCCAGAUAAUAGGCUGGAGCUCGUGAACCAUGGUGUGGAAGAGGUGAACUUUCUCCUACAACACUUCUCCACUGUCCUGGACAGGUGAGUUUUUCGUGUGCUAUCAUAUUUAUGUUGAUAUAAUAAAUUAAAUCAUGUUGAUACAGACCUCCUUGUCCCUGCCAUUCUUCCAUCUCAUGCCAGGAAUGGCUGCAAUAAAGAAAAGGCCAAAGAGGAGUUCCAAUUCAUAAAAAUGACGAUAAACACGUCAUUUAAGGACAAAAGCUAUCUUGGACUGUGGCAAGUCAUGACGACAAAAGAGCCCUACUGCUCAGACUUUGCGGUAGGCUCUGUUAUCUGUAGUAUCAAAAAUUACAUGAUCAUUGUCACUGUUGACUUGGUGAUUUGGCAAGUUGGUUUGAUCACCAUACUUCGUCUUUUGCAGAAUAUCCUACACCUGGUCAAAAUCAUGCUGGUGCUCCCAAUCUCUUCAGCAGUCUGUGAAAGAGGCUUCUCGUCAGUAAACAGAAUCAAGUCAGAUGUUAGAUCAAGCCUGCAUACUGAAACUGUUGAGGACCUAAUCCGUAUUAGUGUUGAGGGGCCACAACUGGAGGACUAUGAUGCCAGGCAGGAUGUUAAGCAGUGGUUCUCCCAGGGUAAGAGGAGCAGGAGGCCUAACUAUAUGAGCUGGCCCCUAGAAUGAGAUGAAUUGCAGGGAAGAAAUGAAUGCUGCUUAGUUCAAGUUCAGUUUGAAUUAAUGAGCUUUAAGUUUAUAAGUUAUUUAUUAGUUUUUAAGUUACCAGUAAGUUCGAUGUUCAGAAUGUUAUGUUCAAUAUAUGUUUCAUACAAUGUAACAGUAUUUUUGUACUGCGGCUCUUGCAGAGAAACUUGAAUUCAGAUUAAAAUAUUUUGCAAACAUCAAGUUUGGGUCAUUGUCAAUCUUUAACUUUCAUCAACAUAACACAUUAAUAACACGCUAUACAAAGAAAAAUAUGGUGCUACCUAAUUUGUUUUGGUGCUACUAAAUGAAAAGCUAGGUGGCACCAGUGCUACCUGUGAAAAAGUUAGUCUG